Messenger RNA from Fragaria vesca subsp. vesca, 3840 nucleotides. RefSeq names its product putative disease resistance protein RGA3-like. The coding region runs from base 1 to 3840 and encodes 1279 amino acids. Gene Ontology annotation, biological process: defense response to other organism. The record is from RefSeq and is a predicted model, not a curated record. Gene Ontology annotation, molecular function: ADP binding. The transcript is spliced from 3 exons. NCBI's taxonomy places the organism in Eukaryota, Viridiplantae, Streptophyta, Magnoliopsida, Rosales, Rosaceae.
AUGGCUGAAAUUCUUACUUUUGGUGCUCAAGAAUUGCUGAAGAAAGUGGCUUCACUUGCUGCUCAAGAGUUUAGUCUUGUAUGGGGAUUUAAAGAAGAAUUAACAAAGCUGCGUGGGUCGCUAAACAUGCUUGAAGCUGUGCUACGAGAUGCGGAACAUCCACGACAAGAUCAGGGUCAUGCUGUGAAGCUCUGGUUGGAGAAGCUUGAGGACAUAGCUCAUCUUGCUGAUGAUCUAUUGGAUGACUAUGGAUAUGAGCUUCUUCGGCGUAAGGUUGAACUGCAAAACCAGAUGAAGAAAAAGGUAAUGAACAUCUUGUCUCUUGCCAAUCCUGUUGUGUUUCGUGGUAAAAUGGCACAUAAAAUUAAGAAGAUCAACACCUCUCUGGAUGAGCUGAAAAAAGAUGCAAGUACUAUUGGGUUAGUUGCUAAGUCCUCAUUAGAGUCAACAAUCUCCCAUGAUAGAAGAAUAGAUAGGGAAACCUACUCUGAAUUCAAAAAAGAUGAAAACAAUAUCGUUGGAAGGAAGGAUAUUGUGGAAGAUGUAGUGAAAGCCCUGACCAACUUAAACAACUAUCAAGGACAUGAUCUUUCCGUUAUGGCCAUCGUGGGAAUGGGGGGACUUGGAAAGACCACUUUGGCUAAAGCUGUAUAUAAUGAUGGUAAGAUACAGCAACACUUCCAAGAACAACUGUGGGUUUGUGUAUCUACCUCUUUCGAAGUCAACUUUAUUUUAAAGAGGAUCUUAGAGUCUCUUAAACCUGAGCACGCUGCAGUCGAAGCUAGAGAUGCAAUAUGUAAAAACCUCAAAAAAGAAAUGAAAGAUAAAAGGUAUCUUCUUGUGCUCGAUGAUGUUUGGAACGAAGAUGCACAUAAAUGGGAAGAGUUGAUCGGUUGUUUGGAAAACGUGAAUGAUACCCAAGGAAGCAGCAUCCUUGUCACUACUCGUAGGGACACAGUUGCAAAACUUGUGGAGACCUUUCCUAGGCGUGAUUUAGAGAAACUAUCAGACGAUGAAUGUUGGCUAAUAUUGAAGGACAGAGCAGUUGGGAGUGCUCCUGUAGUUGAAGAUCAAGAGAAAAUUGGAAGAGAGAUUGCUAAGAAAUGUGGAGGUGUGCCACUAGUAGCAAAGGUGUUGGGAAACAUGAUGCGUUGCAAAAAGUUUGGAUGGCAAUCAAUUGUGGACAAUGUUAUAUGGGAUGUAACUGGGCAAGAAGAUAGAAUAUUAACAGUCUUGAAAUUGAGUUUUGAUGAACUGGGAUCUCCAUGGUUGAAACAAUGUUUUGCAUACUGCUCAAUGUUUAUCAAAGAUUUUGAAUUUGAAAGGGAUGACUUGAUCCAACAGUGCAUGGCUCAAGGAUGGCUCGACCCUUUUCCCAACCAAAGUGAUCUAGAGAUGGAGGAUACAGGUAAUGAAUAUUUUAAUAUUCUAUUACAAAACUCAUUUUUUCAAGAUGUGGAAAGAGAUUCCUUUGGUAAUAUUACUAGAUGCAAGAUGCAUGAUCUCGUCCAUGAUCUUGCUGUACAUGUUUCAAAGUCGAAGUACUUGCGCUCCUCAUCUUUCAAUGGACCAGUCCUUGGUAGGAACUCUCCUGAAGUUAAAGCUCUUCGUGUUUUAAAUUUAUACAAGACAGAUAUUCAGGAGUUACCGGAUUCAAUUGGAAAGUUGAAACACUUGAGGUAUUUGAAUGUCAUGAAAACAAAGAUCAAAGCAUUUCCCAAAUCUUUGGGUCAGCUCUAUAAUCUUCAGACAUUUAAAAUGCCUCAUCACAUUGAAGAAUUCCCAAAGCAAAUUGCCAAUUUGAUCAGCUUGCGACAUAUUUAUUUUGGUAAAUUUGUGGAAUUUCCAGCUGGGGUGUUGGGAAGAUUGACUAAUCUCCAAUCAUUACCUUUUGUGAAGAUUGGUAAGGAGACAGGUCUUCACAUUGGGGAGUUAGGUGGUUUAAACCAUCUGAAAGACACCUUAUCUAUUUAUAAUCUGGAACAUGUAAGAGAUAAAGAAGAAGCAGAGAAAGCAAAUUUAGUGGAGAAGAAACGUGUGCGCAAGUUAGUGCUCACAUGGGAGCUUAGUCGGCCAAGCAACAGUGCUGAGAGUGAUGAAGUAGUACUCGAAGUACUGCGACCACAUUCUAAUCUGGAAUUUUUGGAGAUUAAUGGCUUCAUGGGUGUUAAAUUACCAUCAUGGUUAAUGCUAUCCAACAACUUGAAAGAGAUUGAAUUAGAGGAAUGCCGCAACUGCAAAGGUGUCCCAGUACUUGGUCGUUUGCCCAAUCUUGUACAUGUGAAGAUGGUUGGUAUGCAGAACCUGAGGUGUAUGGGCUAUGAGUUUUAUGGUUAUGAUAACGUUUCUGAUGAUACAAAGGUUUUGUUUCCUGCAUUGAAAACAUUAGAUAUUAGGGAGGCGAGAAACUUACUUGACUGGAUGGAAGUGCCGACGGAAAGAGUGAAGGUGUUUCCUUGCCUUGAGGAGUUGACCCUGAGCGGUUGCAACCAAUUGAGAAGUGCUCCCAGCCAUUUUCCACGUCUGAAAAAGUUGGUGAUUCGAGACAUGAACAGCGGAGGCAAGGUAAUAGCAAGUAUUCUAAGCAAUGAACUGACCACUCUCACUAAUCUAGAGAUAAUGAAGGUGAGGGAAAUUGCUUGUCUGCCGGAAAAAUUGUUAGAAAACAACCAGAAUCUUUCACAUCUGGAGAUACGCUAUUGUGAGGAGUUAACUUGUAUUGCUCCACCCCAAUCCCACUGCCGCUCAACUCUUCAGGAACUGACAAUUGAGAGGUGCCGUAAGCUGAGGUGUUUACCUGAUUAUGGGUUCUCUCUCCAGACCUUGCGGAUAGAAGAAUGCGACAUUCUGGAGUGCAUCCCAAUCUAUGACUUUCCGGAGUUAUCCUCAAUUGUACAUCGAAGCGAAGUUAUAUGCGACAUUCAGGAGCACUUCCCAUCUCCUCUUCAAGAAUUGUACAUCUCUAACUGUCCGCAGUUAUUCAGUCUACCUGAGGGGCUGCAGUACUGCACCUCUCUUCAACAAUUGGAAAUAUGGUGGUGCCCAAAGAUAGAGUCCAUCCCAAUUCCAUCACAAGGCCUCCCAUCCCUUUGUCGACUGGUACUUUGGCAGUGUCCUGAAUUAUCAAGCCUACCCAGCGGGCUAAGCUGCUGCACAUCCCUUGGACGAUUGACUAUCCGGAAGUGUCAAAUUUCACAAAUUGAUCUUCAAAUCCUCGUCUCUCUUCAGGAGUUAACAAUAGGAGAGUGCCCUAAUCUAGAAACUAUUUCAAGUUUCGACAAGCUCACAUCCCUCCGUGACUUGGAGAUUGUUAGUUGUUCCAGAUUGAAAAGUCUACCCAGUGGGUUAGCAAUGGCAUCCCCACACGUAUUCACCCGUCUCAAGACCUUGGAAAUUGGUCCGUUUUGGAGGGAGCUGGAUUCAUUCCCUGCUUUUCAGGUUCUACCACAGCUUGAAAGAUUAUCUAUCUACGGGUGGCCUAAGCUCAAGUCUCUGCCUCAACAAAUUCAACACUUGACGUCUUUGUCCUUUUUGUGGAUACAUUCCUUUGAGGGAGUGGAGGCCAUUCCAGAAUGGUUGGGAAACCUUGCAUCUCUUGAAUUCCUCUCUUUUCGGAAUUGCAAGAAUCUGAUGUUUCUGCCUUCCGUCCAAGCUAUGCGCUGCCUCACCAAACUAGAGACGCUAUCCAUCCACAAUUGUCCCCUUUUGACGGAAAGAUGCACCAAGGAGAGCGGCCCAGAGUGGCCUAAGAUUUCUCAUAUUCGACUAAUUGAAGGAGAAAGAGGCGACGCUGAGAAGGAGAGGGAGGCGUUGGAAAGCCUCGCCGGAGACUCGCCGUGA